Mauremys reevesii (Reeves's turtle) is the source of this 6473-nucleotide messenger RNA. It is a transcript of the gene HIF3A, whose product is annotated as hypoxia inducible factor 3 subunit alpha. The transcript has 14 exons. The record is from RefSeq and is a predicted model, not a curated record. NCBI's taxonomy places the organism in Eukaryota, Metazoa, Chordata, Testudines, Geoemydidae. The coding region runs from base 107 to 2662 and encodes 851 amino acids. Gene Ontology annotation, molecular function: RNA polymerase II transcription regulatory region sequence-specific DNA binding; DNA-binding transcription factor activity, RNA polymerase II-specific; protein dimerization activity. Gene Ontology annotation, biological process: cellular response to hypoxia; regulation of transcription by RNA polymerase II.
UAUAGGAACGGGGCCGGAGGGUGUGAGGUUGGUGUGAGGAUCGGAGCUCUCCCUGGAUCUCUGGGGCGGGGAUCGCGUCCCGGGACUGUUUCCGCUGCUUACGGAGAUGAGAGCAGGUCCGGGGCUCGAGUGGGGGGCAGCCAGCCCUGAAGUUUGCCUUCCAGCCACCCCGACGUUUAAGGAACAAAGUUAUCCGAGGGCGGCUAUCGGGCCGGAGGUGCUGGGCUGUGCUGGGAGCGGGCUGAGCGCCAGCCGGUCUACGACGGAGCUCCGCAAAGAGAAGUCGCGGGACGCGGCGCGAUGCCGCCGGAGCAAGGAGACGGAGGUGUUCUACCAGCUGGCCCACACCCUGCCCUUCGCCCGGGGGGUCAGCGCCCACCUGGACAAGGCCUCCAUCAUGCGCCUCACCAUCAGCUACCUGCGGAUGCACAAACUCAUCACCUCGGAGGAGUGGCGCGGGCAGCCGGAGCAGGUGGACGCCUGUUACCUGAAGGCCCUGGAUGGUUUCGUCAUGGUGCUGACGGAGGAGGGCGACAUGGCUUAUCUGUCAGAGAAUGUCAGCAAGCACCUGGGGCUGACCCAGCUGGAGCUGAUUGGACACAGCGUCUUCGAUUUCAUCCACCCCUGUGACCAGGAGGAGCUGCAGGAUGUGCUGAGCCCCCGGCAGGGCUUCUCUAAGAAGAAGGAGGUGAAGACCGAGCGCAGCUUCUCCUUGCGCAUGAAGAGCACCCUGACCAGCAGGGGGCGCACCGUCAACCUCAAGUCGGCCACCUGGAAGGUGCUGCAUUGCGCCGGCCACAUGCGGUCCUACACGCCGGCGCGGGAGGGCCUGGAGGAGGCGGAGGGGGGGUAUGCGGAGCCCCCCCUGCGCUGCCUGGUGCUGAUCUGCGAGGCCAUCCCCCACCCCGCCAACAUCGAGACCCCACUGGACAGCAGCACCUUCCUCAGCCAGCACAGCAUGGACAUGAAAUUCACCUACUGCGACGAGAGGAUCGCGGAGGUGGCAGGGUACACGCCUGACGAGCUGCUGGGCUGCUCCAUCUACGAGUACAUCCACGCCCUGGACUCCGACGCCGUCAGCAAGAGCGUCCACACCCUGCUGAGCAAAGGGCAGGUGGUGACGGGCCAGUACCGUUUCCUGGCCAAGAGCGGGGGCUACCUGUGGGCUCAGACCCAGGCCACCGUUAUCUCCAACAGCAAGAACUCCCAGCCUGAGAGCGUCGUCUGCGUCCACUUCGUCCUCAGCCAGGUGGAGGAGACGGGCGUGGUUCUGUCGCUGGAGCAGACCGAACGCCAGGGUGAGGGGCGGCGCCUGCCACCGGAGCCUGACCCUGCCCGCCAGGCCAACGGGAGCUCUGAGGAACUGGAGCCAGACACCGGGGAGACCAUACUCAACCUCAGCUUCGAGCGGCACGGCCCCCGGCUCCUGGCCUUCCUGCGCCCGGCCCACGUGAGCGAGGUGGAGCUGCAGCGCGACCCGCGCCGGUUCUGCAGCCCCGACCUGCAGCGGCUGCUGGGACCCAUCUUCGACCCACCCGGAGGCCGCGCCAACAGGGAGGGGGCCCCGCGGGCACGGUCCUCCCCCCGCCCCCUCGAGGCCGGCGGGCCGCCCCAGGACUCUGCCAAGAGCGCCGCCCCGGCCGAGCUGCUCUUUGACAUGGAGAACGUGCAGAAGCUCUUCGCCUCCACCCAGGAGGCCGUGGAGACGGCGCUGCAGGAUUACGAAGCGCUCGACCUGGAGAUGCUGGCUCCGUACAUCUCGAUGGACGACGAUUUCCAGCUCAGUAGCACCGACCAGCCCCCCUGGCUGGCCGAGAAGCGGGGUGAUCCUGCCGCGGCCAGGGGAACAGGCCCCCCGCCGCCAUCUGCCUCGCCCCCACCGCGUCCUCGCUCCAGCAGCUUCCAUGGGGUGUCUGCCCGUGAACCCGACCUGCCCGGCCUGCCCCGCUGGGGCAGCGAGACCAGCCUGAGCCAGCCCCGGUCCCUCCAGCCCCCAGAGGAGGAGCCCAUGGAGCUGGAAGGGCCUGGGUCACCACCAACAGCGCCCCCAGGAGGCAACCGCAGGGAUCACGCUGCCUCACACCUGGGGGCUAGGAAGAGGGCCUUGGAGCUGAACCUGGAGGAGGAAGGGGCCGACUUCCUGGAGGCAGCGCCCCUGAAGCGCGCCCAUGGCUCCGAACCUGACGGCUUCCUGCUGCCCUCCCUCAACCUGCCCUACUGGGUGACAUGCUGCCCUUCGUGGUGGAUGGUCCAGCGCUCUCCCAGCUGGCCCUGUACGACGGUGAGGAUGAGGCCUUGGAGCAGAGUGGUGGGCACUUCCAGCCAGGCGAGGAGCUCCUGGGGGAGCUGGACCAGGCCACCUGAUGGGUCGGGCUCCCGCCCAACGCUCCCACUCCGCAGAUGGGACAAACGGAACCAAACCCGACCCCAGUCCGUUCCAGGGGGAGGCACCUGCCUCUCUCCGCCAUCCCCCCACCAGCAACACUCACCUGCUCGCCUUCGCCUGUGGGGCUCAGAGAAUGCUACCUACCUCAGCCCUGCCCCCCCCAACCGGGCAUUCUGUUCCUUAGGCCUCCCUCCCCCCCGAAAUACUGGGGUGCGUCAGGGAGGGGAGCUCACCAGCCCUGCCCUGGGGUGUGAGGAGGGGCGAAUCUCCCUUUAAUGCUGGCCGCCCCUUAAUGGUGCUGGGGGAAAUCUGCCCCCUAGGGGUGACACUGGGAAUUGCAAUAGAAGCCAACCAAAUGGGGGAGGGGGCAGUCCCCCCCCUUCCCCCGUGCUCUGGAGCCAUGUCUGGAUCAGGGAGCCAGGCUGUCAGGCUGGCUGGAUCUUGGCCCCAAUUGGGGCAGAUCCCAAUAGCCGGGGGAUGUUGACGGGGCUGGUGAUGGGGUACGGACAGUCCCCCUCGUCCUUCCUGCUCAGGGAAGGGUUCAGGGUGGGGUCCCUUCCCCCAGUGCGGUCGGGGGGAGUCGGGAUUGGUUCUCCCUAUGUUCCGCUCACCUCACCGGACCCCCCAUCUUUCCCUGCCCUAUCUGGGACCACCCUGGGGGGGUUGGGGCUGCUCAUACUCCCCCUCCCCCCCUCCUCAGUCCUUACCCAGAAUCCUCCUGGUGCCUCUUGCCGCAUUUACCUCAGCAAUGCCGUCUCCUCUUGCCCCCUGUGGGGGGAGGGAGCACAAUGGGGGGCCCAAGGGACGACACCCCAUCAAUCGCCAACUGGCAGCUGUUUUCCCCCUGGCAGAAUUUGGCCCUAGAACCCCAAAUCUCUCCCUUUUUUUUUUUAGUGGCCAAAACGGUGGCUUUAGUAGCCGCAGUGCAAAUGCUGCAGAGGCCAAUUAAGCAGGGACCCCCUCCCCCCCCACCCCUCCCCGGUCUUUCGGCCACUUGGGAUUGUGUUUCCAAACCAGUUGCCCCGUCUGAGCCUCAUGGCUCUGAAUGGUCGUUUUCCAGCUGGCGGCUCCCACAGUCUGUAGCCACAGCCCCCUCGCUCUGCCUAAGAGGGGACCCCAUUUUCCGGGAGCGGUCCUGGAAUGGGGGUGAUCCAUCCUGCACCGGGUGUGUUCCUUUGGCUUUCCAGGAUGUUCUGGCAAAGGGGGGGCAGAGAAUUCUCUUUUCAAAAGGGUUAUUUUUAGCUUUUGUUUCUGGUUGAUCUGGGAGCAAGGGACUCUCCAGCCGCCUUCUAGCGUCCGAGUCCAGCCUCGGGUCCAAUUCUGCUCAUGCUGACGCCGGAAGGGGGAGCAGCGCCAGCCGAGUGUCCCCACCCUGCGGAUACCACACGCCCCGGAGCGGUGCCAGCUCCCCGUCCCCCUGCACCGCACGCUGCCAGCUCACGAUGGCUUGUGCUCAGCAUGAGCAGGGUGGGUGAUGGCGAACUGGGCGUGACGGGGCGAGGGGCUGCAGGAUCGGGACAGAAUCGGGGCUGCAAAGUUGACUACGUUGAGAGAUGAGGGAUGUAGGCAGGGGAAAUUAUCUUGUUCUGAUCCCGGUGAAAUCCCACAGCAGGGUUUCAAAACCUGCUCUGGACCCGCUUCCCACUGCGUUUCUUUCCUUCCCCUACCCCCACCUUUCCUUCCACUCAGCCGGGGCAAGACCUGACUCCCCUGCCCGCUUUGAACAAUUUUUUUCAGUCACAAUGGGAUGUUUUCCUAAAAGCUCUGCUCUCGUUCAAACAGGGCCGAAUCAAUCAGACUAGAACAGUGGUUUUCAGCCUGUGGUCCGCAUGCCCCUGGGGGUCCGCAGCCUGGUUCCCAGAGGGGUCUGCAUCUCCAUUUGAAAUGUUUUAAGAGUCUGUCACAGGUUGGAAACCACGGGCCCGGCUGAUCGCAGCAGCCCCGUCCGGCCUUACGAAUAUGUCAGGUUGGGUUUUUACUGGUAGCGUUCUACUAGUCCAAUCUUGAAUGUGGAUGCAAUUACACUUGGAUUAAGUUAAACUCGUGAAGCAUAUUCCCCUUCCUAUACAGGGUAAGCCCUGGGGGGCGUUGUACUGCAUUAAUUACCCUGGUGCAGUUAAGGCAGAGUAAUUAUUGUGUGACAUAAACCUCUGUUUUCCCACCUAAUCAGUUCCACUUCUGCAGCCCUUGGGUUGCCGGGGGGUGGAAAUUGAACUAAACCGAUAUUUAAAAUCCGUUUUCACUGAUCCCCUUUUCAAAGCCACUUAGCUGGAAAGUUUCACCAUGAUUAGAAUUCUUUGAACAAAAGUUGGGGGGAAUUAAAGUUGUGGGGUUUUUUUUGUUUUUUUUUUCCUUUACCAAACCGAGAUGUGGGGACUUGCUUCAGUGGAAAAUCUCUUGUUUGGUAUUAAAUUGGAUUUACAGGAAUGGUGGCAGCGGUGGGACAGGGGACGAUGCUUCCACCCUGGUUCCUUGUGCCACCGCUUGCGCUAGUGCAGAGCCUACGCUCCCAGCUAGGCUCGCUGGGCACCAGGGUUGAUGGUUGCACAAGGCGCGAUUCAAGCCCUGUUUUUUUUCCUUAAUGGCAGUGGGUUUUGUUUUUUCUUUCCCCCCAGAUGUUCCCUUUAAGCAAUGAUGGACAUGCCUCCUCUACCUCCUCCUUUCUACCGUAUUUCCCGGCGGGGCCUGCCCCUCCGGCGUUAUCUUUCCCAGUGCCAGUUGCCGGGAAGUAGGGUUGCCAAUUUUGAUUGGACGUGUUCCUGGAGGUUUGAUCAUUUGACAUAAUCUUUAAUUAAAGAUUCAUCUUGAAUUCCUGGAGCCCCCAGGACAAUCAAGAAUGGUUGGCAACCCUAUCGGGAAGCAGGGUGGGGGAGGGGAAAGAGGGGGCUGAGCCGAGCCCCGCGUGGGGUGCCAUGUUUCAAUACCGACUGUUAAUAACACACCCACCCACACACGCGCACAAUCUGUAAACGGGCUCCGCCCACCCAGGCAGCUGUUCAGAGCCGCACAUGGCCACACGCACAGACCGACGGCCUUCUCCGAGCCUGGAGGAGGACGUGCCCAGGGCUGAGGGGUGGGCAGGGCCGUGUGCCCCUUUCUCCGGCCGCGGCCCUGCCCCGCCCUCCCGCCACCGGCCUUUUUGGGUUUGUUUCGUUGAUUUCAUUUUCCGAGACUGUGGUGCUCUUUUUUCUUCUUCUCGUCGUUUUGUUAUUAUUGUAGGGUUAGCGUUUUCCUUGUUGUCGGGUUGUUACGCGCACACGCCCCUCCCCUCCCCCAAAGCCUGGUGCCCCCCCCAGCCAGCCCCACCGUUGGGGGUGUCUGAUGUCCCCUUCCCACCCACCUCUCUUCUGAUUGCUCCCCCAUAGCAACCUGCCUGAUAUAUGGCAAUGGGGAUCCAAGUUAGCCCCCCAUAUCCCUGGGGUCUUUACCCUACCCCAUGGCAGCUAGUCCACACUGGGGCAACCCUCUUUCAGGAGCACCCCGUUUUUAAUUAGGGGGGAUUAGAAAUACUGUGACUUGGGUCCCCUCUUUCCCUCCUGUAAGGGGGGGGGAAUCUGGGGGAGAUGGUGGAGCAGGGGGAUACCCCAGUAGAACUUGAACCCCCCUGCAUUGUUUUUGCAUUAGAGCUGAGCAAUUUCUUCGGCGGGGGAAGAGCUCUUGGCCUUGUGUAUCUUGGCUCCUCGCAGCCCCACCCCAACCUUUGUCUCCCCCCUCUGAGCCAGGAAGCCCAGGGUUUAACACCCUGGAGUUGGGGCAAGGUCGGAUUCGGAUCUUGCUGACCCCCUGGGAAUCAGGAGCGACCCCACUGAAGUCUAUGGGUGUUAAUCAGGAGUGACUCCAGUGGGAUGCUGGAAGAUCAGGAUCGGGUCCCCCAGAGGAGGGAUUUUUGGUGAAGGAGGUGAGGGGGGGCAGCCCCGUGGGGGUGGGGAUUGGUGCCAGGCUUUGGGGGGGGUGUAUUUUUUUUCUAUCGUCUCCUCUUCCCCGUGUGCGGCCGGUUUCUUUUGGGGCCGGACUCUCCUCCGGCGCCCUCUGGACCUAUCACUGUUGUGAGACAUAAACACCUCUGGUAACAAACCUCGGCUUGCCU